UAUCAAACGCAGCCGUCAUGUAGUACGAAAUUUUCUUUAUCCUUGGAGAAUAUUAAGGGGGAAGCGUUUUACAUCAACAGGAAGGUGCUUCAACCGGCAAAAGAGGAGGAAAGAGGUCAGGUAGGGAAGGAGAGCUACAAUGGAAAAACAACACAGCUUUUCAACGAUCGAUGCUCGAGGUGCAAUGCUACAAGGAUUAGAGUUUGAUGAUGCCAUUAGUGACAGUAUCCCUGAUUGGGAGGAUGAGAUGGAAGACAAGAACCUAUCACAUGAUGGAAUUCAGCUGUAUGAGUCCCAUAUCCCCACAUCUGUGAUGCAGAAGGUGCUACUGACAACUGGAUCUGCUCUGAUGGCAUUGUACAAUCCAGAAAGAGCAGAUAUGGUGGCAACACUAGGAGAGACAACCGGAUUCUUGGCACUUAAAAACAUGCACAAAAAAAUGCAAGCAGAUCCGAUUGGACAACAGAUACUACAAGAAUGUCCUCGCAUAAACUCAUCCACAAUAGACAUGAAUAAACUCCGACAACUUCCUGAUGGAUCGUUUGGAAGAGAAUAUGCCAGAAAUAUGGACACUAAUAAAAUUACAGCUGACAGUAGAGAUGAGGUGAAGUUUGUUGAUGAUAAAGAUCUUGCCUAUGUAAUGCAAAGAUAUAGAGAGGUUCAUGACUUUGUUCACACACUGGCUGGCUUGUCCAUAAGUGUAUCACAUGAAAUAGCUGUGAAGUGGUACGAGAUGAUUCAAACAGGCCUCCCAAUGUGUGCCCUCAGCUCAGUUGUGGCACCAAUUCGACUGACAGCAAGAAAGCGAAGAGAACUAAGGAAGUACUACAUUCCCUGGGCUGUUUACUGUGGAUAUCAAUCCAAUUUCUUUAUGAAUUUUUAUUUUGAAAAACACUUUGAGGAGCCCAUAGAUGAUCUGCGACAAAGAAUGAACUUUGUUCCUGCUCCCAAAAUACAUAGGAAACCUGUGAAACAAUAACGAAACAGAGUUAUGCUUCUAGUGUGACUACUGCCGGAAUGAGCGAAACCUGGAAAACAAUUCCACAAUGUAACACAUGACGAGGACACGACUCCCUGUGAAUUCUCCGUGUCUGCGUGAUCAAUUCGAAGCGUCAAAUUCCCCUCCCCUGGGCAACCCCCCCGGGCAUGUGAAAUUUUGAAGAUUGGUACGUACAAAUUCCCGCCUCCAGGGGCCAAAAUUUUGUUCAAAUGCAGGAUUUGACGGUCAAUAUUUAUGUGAAAGGCAAGAUUAGCGACCGUGACUUUCUUUUACACCUUUUCUUCUGAGCCACCUGCUCGGGAAAGUGAACUUUUUACCUCUAAACACCCACAGAUCAAACAAUAAAACAUGUUCAUUCUCGUGGAAAGAUUCUUCAGUUCUGGUUCGAUUACCCCACCCCACCAAGGAAAGGUUCAAAUUCUCCACCUCCCCGGGCACGGACGAUAGUCAAAUGUCUGUGGGUUGCAGGUGGGGGAUGUGGAAGCUUCGAAUUAAUUGGCACGUGACAGUCGUAACAAUGUGUUAACUUUGUUUAAACCGUACGAUACGUCAUACAGAAUAGGAAGCACCGAAAAUUGCAAAUUAAAAUAACAUUGUAAUUGGUUAAAAAUAAGACUGAUGACACAGUUCACGCCA
Messenger RNA from Stylophora pistillata, 1636 nucleotides. Its product is annotated as ubiquinone biosynthesis protein COQ4 homolog, mitochondrial. Gene Ontology annotation, biological process: ubiquinone biosynthetic process. Lineage: Eukaryota; Metazoa; Cnidaria; Anthozoa; Scleractinia; Pocilloporidae. Gene Ontology annotation, cellular component: mitochondrial inner membrane; mitochondrion. The record is from RefSeq and is a predicted model, not a curated record.